AUGCUUGUCAAGAAGGUAACAAUCACCUACAAUGAUGGCUGCGACAUCCCAGAAUGUAAGGGCAGCAAUGGCACCUUCUACAAUCUCAUACACUUCCAUGCGAUAGGUCCUACAGAUACGAUACACCAUGUCUGGUGUUCUAUUGGAUCGCCAAGUGUGCUGGUCGCGAGAACAACGAAAACGGCGAUGAUGAAAGUAGAUUGGAAGAAUGCUAUCGCCAGGAAAGGAGGAGCAAUCACUUUCACCCCCAAAGAAGAUGUGCUUUCAGUCUCGGCAUUUGUCAUGUCAAGGUUAUUGGAGUACGAUGAUGAAAAGGACACAGCAGACAUCACCAAGGUCAACGUGACCCGGACAGUAGACAUAUCUGAUCUGAUGUGGACGAACGUUACCAUAAAUAGCACUGAAAAGAGCGCCCUCUUUAAGACAGUGCCAGGCAUGAAGCCAGCAACUGAUAAUGGAUCACUAGUUUUGAAGGUUCAAAGCCUUGGUGCUGAAGGCAGAAGCGAGAAUCUACCUCAUCUACAACAUAUGCCAAACACCACUGAAUUUUCGCUGAUCCUUGAUAACCUACAAAUGAACUACAUGAAGCCAAGGUUUGCAUUGGAGAUGCUCAUCGUGAGGGAUCAGCAAACUCCCAAGAAAUCGGGCAUCACUCUCGAAGAUAAACCCACCAUAGAUGACGAGUACACACCAGCUGUUUUUAAAACCUACCAAGUUUUAUCAAAUGGAACAAGUCAAUCUGACAGAGGUAGCUUUAUGCAGUGGAAACCUAUUGCGUACACCAGUGCUGACCGAAAUACAGAAGCUUCAAGCCCCAUCAAAACCUAUGCAGUAAAUUUCACCAAUCACUAUAUGAGCAGUUACAGCAUAGCACAUGCUUAUUUUGGUAACUUGUCUGACUACGAUUUAGGCAGCUUUAACAUAUCGUUCGGUAUUGGCAAAGAUGGUUUUUACAAUGCCACUAAAUAUUAUGCAUGGAACAGUGUGACGGGAUACGGGACCCCACCUAGCGACGGUCUCUCGAUCCUCAUCAUCUCCAUCAUCUCGGUGGGGCUUGGCAUCCCUGUUAUUCUCAUUAUUUUCGGAGGAGUCAUCGUCGCAUGCCAGAAGAGGAUAGCCCUCAGGAAAGCAAACUCCUUGACCAAGUAUACCUCAAUAAAUGGAUGAAAGUCUGUCCUUGUGUGUGCACAUUAAAGGGGCUUUCUUUUUUUAAUUAUUAUUUAGAGCACAGUGAGUGUGUGGUAUGUUGAGUGACAAGGUCUAAUCUUGGGGAAUAUGGCAAUCUUUUCAACUAAGGAGAAUUACAACUUCAGUGAAAGAGCUUCAAGAUAAAUGAAAUUUGGAGAAGCAAUGGGCAAAGAAUGAUAAAUUUUAGAAAUAUGGAAAUCACUAUUGCGGUUGAGACCCUCCCAUUGGCAAUGCGACCAAGAUUUAUGAUGUCACACAAGUACAAUUCUCUCCUUUGUACGCUUAAAAUAUUCCCCAAAACAUUAUAAAAAAAAAUCUCAUUCUUUUCUUAUGAUAGUAAACACUAAUUGUCUGUGAUGUUUUUUAUGAAACAUUCUUUUUCGUCCUCCCAUGAAAAAAAAUAGCAUAUGAUCUAUGGAUAGACUUAAUAAAAGUGAGAAAGUUAUACCACAAUUUCAGACCAGUGUUUGAAUGUAGCUUGAAUAGAGCAAAUGGGCUGUUAAGUUUUAGUGAUCUAAGGCUGUGUUUAUGCUUCCACUUUUUAGGCCAGAAUCAGCGUUUCCAAACGUGAUUAGUCCAAAACACGGUUGCGUCCA
Messenger RNA from Lytechinus variegatus (green sea urchin), 1784 nucleotides. RefSeq names its product glycosylated lysosomal membrane protein B-like (gene glmp). The record is from RefSeq and is a predicted model, not a curated record. Gene Ontology annotation, cellular component: lysosome. The coding region runs from base 1 to 1167 and encodes 388 amino acids. The transcript is spliced from 7 exons. NCBI's taxonomy places the organism in Eukaryota, Metazoa, Echinodermata, Echinoidea, Temnopleuroida, Toxopneustidae.